Messenger RNA from Symbiodinium sp. CCMP2592, 525 nucleotides. The record is from the annotation of a GenBank genome assembly. NCBI's taxonomy places the organism in Eukaryota, Dinophyceae, Suessiales, Symbiodiniaceae.
AUGAGGACGAGCCCACGACGUGCUUCCCUGAUGCGGGAACGUGCGAACGUUGAGCUGCCCUUGCCACGGUGGGUCUUGGGGUACCGACAGGACCAGCCACGCUUGAAGCCGAGGGCACACGUCGUGUUGCUUCAGAAGCACAUGGCCGCCCGGAUGCCAGCGAUUGCAACGCCCUGCCUGCAACUGUUGGGCGGGACUCAAGACUUUCAGCUCUCAUCGCAUCAUCACUUUGGGCAGGAAUGGAAGCAUCGGGCGCAUGUUCAGCUGCCCAGAGUAGUAGUUCUCGAUCGGGCGGCUUGUCACGGGCCCUCGCGGUUGGAGUGCGGCCAGACGCAGUUCUUUUCCUGCUGCUGUCGCGUCGUGCAGUGCUUGGGUUGGAAUGGAAGGGCUCCGAUGCCGCCCUCAUCGCUUUGCUUAGGUCGCGGAAUGUCCGAGGCUCAAGGGAACCGAGCGCCGAGGGCACCCUCUGUGCCGACACUGGAAGUCUGCUGUGGGAAGCAUCGGGGGGGAGCCUCCGGGUCUUAG